This is a messenger RNA of Trichomonas vaginalis G3, 1236 nucleotides long. RefSeq names its product major facilitator superfamily transporter. Gene Ontology annotation, cellular component: membrane. Lineage: Eukaryota; Parabasalia; Trichomonadida; Trichomonadidae. The transcript has a single exon. Gene Ontology annotation, molecular function: transmembrane transporter activity. The record is from RefSeq and is a predicted model, not a curated record. Gene Ontology annotation, biological process: transmembrane transport. The coding region runs from base 1 to 1236 and encodes 411 amino acids.
AUGCUUGGAAGCCUUAACUUCGGUAUAAGUGUAGGUAUUCCAACGCCGCUUGCUACUUUGUUCGAAUCUUGGAACAGAACAGAAAAUGAACUUCAAUGGUAUAACAUAAUUACGUCAUUAUGCGCUAUUUUCAGUCCAUUUUUCGUUACAUAUGUAUUAAACUUUCUUGGAAGAAGAAUCGUUUUUGCAAUUUUACAUAUCUUUGCGGCAGGCAUAUAUGUUCUUUGCCUGUUUAUGACAAAAGACAAAUUCUGGCUUGCAAUAUUCUCGAGAGCUCUCGUUGGAUUGGACAUUGGUGGUUUUACAAGCUUAUGUCCAACAAUGUUAAUCGAAAUUGCACCAUCAAAGCUUGGAGGGUUCUUCGGACACUUACAUCAGAUUGGAUGCGUUAUUGGAAUUACUAUAAUGUACAUGCAAGGAACAUAUGCUCCUUGGAAAACUUUAUUUUACACAGGAAUAGGAUUUUCUGCGCUCGGAACAAUACUAAUUUGUUUUUGCCCUGAAACUUCUCCAAACAGAAGAAAAGCUGAUCCCGAAAGUUUGGCUCGUAAAGAAAAAGAUACAUUAUUCCAAGAAAUGUACUUGGAAAAACUAGUUAUUGGUCUUACAAUGAUGUUUUUCCAGCAGUUCUGUGGAAUCAAUGCAAUUAUAUCAAAUUUAGUGCAAAAUUUCAAAGAUGCGGGUGUUCCUUUGGAAACAGGUAUUGCAUCGACCAUUUCCAUGGCAUGCCAAUUCCUUGGUGUUGUCAUUAACGGAUUUGUAGUUGAUAAACUUGGCAGACGACCACUUUUCUGCAUUUCGUCGUUAGGAUGUGCUAUUAUGCUUUUCCUUUUCUCUAUGAAUACGUCAUAUAAUCUUACAAAUUGGGUUGCAAUUGUGAUAAUUUGUUUUUAUUUGUUCUUCUUUGGUUUGGCUUUAGGACCAAUUCCAUGGUUUAUUGUUCCAGAAUUGUUCCCUGACACUGUCCGAUCAAUGGCUGCUUCAAUGGUCGUCGUUGUCAACCAAUUCUGUUCAUUCAUCAUUGUUUUCAUGUUCCCAUGGAUGAAGAAUGGCAUGGGACAAUCUGCAACAUUAAUCUUUUACGGAGUUAUCAGUGCACUCGGUGCAAUUUUCGGUUUCUUUUACAUCAUUGAGCCAUCGAACACAAAAAUCGGAGCUCUUGAUUGGGAUGAGAAUGAUUUGGAAGAUGACUUUGUCGAAAUUGGCCAAUCUCUCACUAAGUCUGUUUUAAUUUGA